ACGCUUCAUCGCGACAGGGCUUCCACCAUAGUGAUGCCGCGGGCCAGAGCGGAACUUAGCCAAUAGCGGGCGGCUCCGGUUUUUCGCCCUGCCGGAAGUUCCGCUCGCGAGUGACGUAGGUCCAUCUACAGCCAUGGCGCAAUACAAAGGAGCUGCCAGCGAGGCUGGCCGGGCACUCCAGCUGAUGAAGAAGAGGGAGAGGCAGCGGGAACAUAUGGAACAGAUGAGGCAACGGAUUGCUGAGGAGAACAUCAUGAAGUCAAACAUUGAUAAGAAAUUCUCAGCUCACUAUGAUGCAGUGGAAGCUGAGCUGAAAUCCAGCACUGUUGGCCUGGUGACCCUCAACGACAUGAAGGCCAAGCAAGAGGCUCUCGUAAAGGAACGGGAGAAGCAGCUGGCAAAGAAGGAGCAGUCCAAAGAGCUGCAGCUGAAGCUGGAGCGCAUGCGGGAGCGGGAACGCAAGCAGGAGCAGAAGCGGAAGAUCUCAAGCUUGUCCUUCACCCUGGAUGAGGAGGAGGAAGAUGAUGGCAUCGAGGAGGAAGAGGAAGAGGCAGAGCUGGAGCGGGAAGAGCUGGCCCCCAAGAAGAAGAAACUGGGGAAGAACCCAGAUGUGGACACCAGCUUCCUGCCUGACCGUGACCGUGAGGAGGAAGAAAAUCGCCUGCGAGAAGAACUUCGCCAGGAGUGGGAAGCCAAACAGGAGAAAAUAAAGAGUGAAGAAAUAGAAAUCACCUUCAGCUACUGGGAUGGCUCUGGGCACCGCCGGACUGUCAAGAUGAAGAAGGGCAACACCAUCCAGCAGUUCCUGCAAAAGGCCCUGGAGAUCUUGCGUAAGGACUUCAGUGAACUCCGGUCAGCUGGUGUGGAGCAACUUAUGUACAUCAAGGAGGAUCUGAUCAUCCCACAUCACCACAGCUUCUAUGACUUCAUCGUCACCAAGGCCCGGGGGAAAAGCGGGCCGCUCUUCAAUUUUGAUGUACACGAUGAUGUUCGGCUUCUAAGUGACGCAACAGUGGAAAAAGAUGAGUCCCACGCCGGCAAAGUGGUGCUUCGCAGCUGGUAUGAAAAGAACAAGCAUAUUUUCCCUGCAAGCCGGUGGGAGCCCUACGACCCCGAGAAGAAGUGGGACAAGUACACGAUCCGCUGAGAGACGGAUGAAGCUGCUGAUCCUCUAUUGGUGUGAUACGUGGCUGCCUUCCUGAAGCUGCUGCAGCAUCUCUCCUUUAUCCCACUCCAGCCCUCCAACCUCUGCAGCUGCACCUUCACCCCUAACUGUAUCAGCCUUUGGUGAAAUAAACUUUGCCUCACCUAAACAUGAA
Molecule: messenger RNA, 1319 nt
Organism: Podarcis muralis (Common wall lizard)
Lineage: Eukaryota; Metazoa; Chordata; Lepidosauria; Squamata; Lacertidae
Source: RefSeq, a predicted model, not a curated record